AUGUACAUACACCAUCUUGGCGACCAUUGUCCCAAAUUUCCCUCGCCCUUGCAGCCAACAACAUCCCACCCUCUGAACCUCGGCACUUCCUAUUCCGCCAGCGUCCGAGCUCAGGGACCGAACGCGCGCGCAUGCGCGGAACCUCCGACUGUACUACCCGCUACCAACGUGCUCACCGCCGACUUACCCUCUAGUCUAGGCCAGAAAAAAAGUCUCUGCCGCGAGAUUCUAGGCGCUGACUACAGAGGGCCGGCUGGGGGUGGGCUGGAAGAUAGGAUACGGAUUGUUAGGUGGACGAGUAGUGUUUCAGCAGAACAAUCGCAAACCGCACAACACACAUCACCGCCUCCACCACCACCCAAUUCCUCCUCCCAAAAACCCAAACGACCAAUCUACAUCCGUAUCCCCAUCGCCCUCGCUCUCACCCUCCUCACACUCACCAGCGGUUUCGUAAUCGCCGGUUUCCCCGCCAUGGCCUCCCUCCAAGACCUCGCGAACCCGCCCACCGAUGCCGAAACCCUCGAGCUCUUCACACCCAGCACAGAAGCCAUUGCCGAGAUAGAACGAAGCAUAUUCGACCACCCUCUCACAAAAUCGUUGCUGGAGGACCCCAAAUACAUUGCUUCACGGCCGCAUCUCAAGAUACCAGAGGGACUUCGGGCACAGAACCUGACGGGAGGCACACUCCUCGGCCCAGACAAAAUCGCCGUCCCCCCAAUCCAAUUCAGCACAGCCGACGGCUCUGAAUUCGUGUCACUGCAAUAUCUGGGUGAAGCGCUGUGUGGCCACCCCGGUAUCGUCCACGGCGGUCUGCUUGCCACACUCCUCGACGAAGGACUAGCACGAUGCUGUUUCCCCGCGCUGCCGAAUAAAGUAGGUGUGACGGCGAGUUUGAAGAUCGAUUACAAGGCGCCGUGUAUGGCAGGGCAGAUUGUGGUUCUACGGGCUGAGACGACAAAGGUUGAGGGCAGGAAGGCGUGGGUUAAGGGACGGUUGAUGACGCUGGGGAGUGAGGAGAAGGAGGGUGUUGUGUUGACGGAGGCGGAGGCGCUGUUUAUUGAGCCGAGGCAGGCGGCGCAGAUGAAGAGGGUUGUUAAUUAG
Alternaria triticimaculans is the source of this 1101-nucleotide messenger RNA. RefSeq lists its product as uncharacterized. Lineage: Eukaryota; Fungi; Ascomycota; Dothideomycetes; Pleosporales; Pleosporaceae. The coding region runs from base 1 to 1101 and encodes 366 amino acids. The transcript has 4 exons. The record is from RefSeq and is a predicted model, not a curated record.